Molecule: messenger RNA, 1808 nt
Organism: Psammomys obesus (fat sand rat)
Lineage: Eukaryota; Metazoa; Chordata; Mammalia; Rodentia; Muridae
Gene: Vdac1
Product: voltage dependent anion channel 1
Exons: 9
Coding region: 100-951 (283 amino acids)
Biological process (GO): monoatomic anion transmembrane transport
Cellular component (GO): mitochondrial outer membrane
Molecular function (GO): voltage-gated monoatomic anion channel activity
Source: RefSeq, a predicted model, not a curated record
CGGGAAACUGAUUUCUCCGUGAACAGCUACUGGCCGAACAUCGGCCUUAUGUAAGGAGAGAGGUCUUCCUGGCAAGAGUUCUGCAAUUCAGUAAGAGAAAUGGCUGUGCCUCCCACGUACGCCGAUCUUGGCAAGUCCGCCAGGGAUGUCUUCACCAAGGGCUAUGGCUUUGGCUUAAUAAAACUCGAUUUGAAAACGAAGUCCGAGAAUGGAUUGGAAUUUACCAGCUCAGGCUCGGCCAACACAGAGACCACCAAAGUGAACGGCAGCCUGGAAACCAAGUACAGGUGGACCGAGUACGGGCUGACGUUUACGGAGAAGUGGAACACGGACAACACCCUGGGCACGGAGAUCACCGUGGAAGACCAGCUCACUCGUGGACUGAAGCUGACCUUUGACUCAUCCUUCUCGCCUAACACUGGGAAAAAAAAUGCUAAAAUCAAGACAGGGUACAAGAGGGAGCAUAUCAACCUAGGCUGUGACGUGGACUUUGACAUCGCUGGGCCCUCGAUCCGGGGCGCUCUGGUGCUUGGUUACGAGGGCUGGCUGGCUGGCUACCAGAUGAAUUUUGAGACGGCGAAGUCCCGAGUGACCCAGAGCAACUUUGCAGUUGGCUAUAAGACGGAUGAAUUCCAGCUUCAUACUAACGUGAAUGACGGGACAGAAUUUGGGGGCUCCAUUUACCAGAAGGUGAACAAGAAGUUGGAGACUGCUGUCAACCUCGCCUGGACAGCAGGAAAUAGUAACACUCGCUUUGGAAUAGCAGCCAAGUAUCAGGUCGACCCUGAUGCCAGCUUUUCGGCCAAAGUGAACAACUCUAGCUUGAUUGGUUUGGGGUACACUCAGACCCUGAAGCCAGGUAUCAAACUGACGCUGUCAGCCCUGCUGGAUGGCAAGAACGUCAAUGCAGGUGGCCACAAGCUCGGUCUAGGACUGGAAUUUCAAGCAUAAGUGAAUAUUGUACAAUCAUUAAAUUUUAAACUAUUUUGCAGCAUAGCUACCUUCAGAAUUUAGUGUACCUUUCAAUGUUGUAUGUUGGGGAUUCAAGAAUUGAUGAAUACCACGUUAGACCUCCAGGCUAAGGAUGACUCGGCUUUAAGGUGUUUACCAUUUCAGAGUACAGCAGAAACUCCAUUCCAGAUGGGGUCCUUUCAGCUGUGGGCGUGGCUUGGGGAGGAGCCAGGCAGCAAGAGCAGGCUGGGAAUGUGCGGGCCCUUUUGUAAGUCUGUCCCCAGAUGACAUUGUGACUUCCCGAGCACCGAACCCUGGUGUCCCGAUCCUCACUGCUGGGAAGCAUGUGCACACCUAUGUGACACAGACGUUUUAGACAGAGCGUCACGCCCUGUUCCCAUCCUAGCCCAUCAGUUACCUGUUUUACACCAAAAGUAGUCUUCAGGGUGUGGUUAGCUAUUUCUUUUGUGCCAUUUUAGGGUGGAGAGGGUGGGCAUGAUGGAGCCAGUCAUUCAGGACUUAAUCCUUCCUUGUGUUGUGGUGUGGUUUUCUUUUCUUUUUUUCUUUCUUCUUCUUCUUUUUGUUUUUUAAAUUCCUUUUAUUUUUUGCCACUGCACCAGAGUAUGAAAUAACUUCCGGUUUUUCCAGCUCUGUGCUGGGUAGGUGAUUGUGGUCACACCCUGACAACACUAGGGAUGUAGACUGACUUCUGUUAUAGCCUCACCACUCUAUUUUUUAGUAGUUUAAUGGGUACAUUAUAGAGUCUUCCAUUUUGUGUGGAAUUAGCUCCUCCCCUUCAAAUGCUGUAAUUAACAUCACUUAAAAAAAUAAAACUUGAAUAAAAUAUUGAAACCUCA